AUGGCCCCAAGCAAAGACAGCGUCCCCUCCGGCGACGUCUCGGACAACUCGUACAUGAGCAGGCCCAGCGACCCGGUGCCCGUCGUCGGCGACGCCCAGGAGGUCGAGUCGUCCAUCAGGCCAGGACAGGAGGAUUCCGAUGCUACUCUUGAGCGUGAUGACAAGGACGCCAUCGACACCAGCAACAUCAUCGACGAGCCCAGGCCCAAGCCGGGCAAGGGCGCCCUGGCUGAGAAGGACUAUAGCGACGAGGAGCUCGUCCAGGAGGGCGACCAGCCUUGA
This is a messenger RNA of Pyricularia pennisetigena, 282 nucleotides long. RefSeq lists its product as uncharacterized. The record is from RefSeq and is a predicted model, not a curated record. The transcript is spliced from 2 exons. The coding region runs from base 1 to 282 and encodes 93 amino acids. Lineage: Eukaryota; Fungi; Ascomycota; Sordariomycetes; Magnaporthales; Pyriculariaceae.